This is a messenger RNA of Dentiscutata erythropus, 225 nucleotides long. The record is from the annotation of a GenBank genome assembly. NCBI's taxonomy places the organism in Eukaryota, Fungi, Glomeromycota, Glomeromycetes, Diversisporales, Gigasporaceae.
AUGGCCUCAAAAGAUGCGUAUUUAUUUGUAUGCAAUCAAGUGGAGCAUAUGAUUUCGAAUCAACCGACCAAUCCCAAUAAAGAUAAAAUCGAUAAACUAAAAAAAAAAACUGUUAAAAACGACUUAUACUGUUGUAGUAGAGGUGAAUUGAUCUUCAUAUCAGCUGAUAAAGAUAUGGAUCUCAUGACAGCAUUACACGACAGGAAUGAAUAUCGAUUCGCGUAA